GAAUGGGGGAGGCGGGGGUCCUUGUCUGCCAGUUAGGAUGGUGUCAGGAGUCCUUCAGGGAUGGAGGAGUUGACAGGUUCCUAUGGGUCUAAAAGUAGAGAGAGAGGAACAGCAGAACAAGUUUUCUUCGGGUGAUUUUCACUGGCUGAUUUCUUCCAUACUGGCACGUUACCUGAACAUAGUUAUGUUCUCAAGUUGCUAAGAAGAGUCUUCCCUGAAGUUGCAGGGAGGUGCUAAUGAAAAUACUCAAGAGAAACAACUGCUCUUUGGCAGCUAAAAAUAACUGAAAGCCUCUGUGCAGGAGGUGGUCACUAAUGUUUAGUGCGCCGUUGUUGAAACGCAGGGCUCUGUAAUGAUUGCAGCUGGCCACAGAUGUGCUUGUGAGGAGAUAGCGGAGCCAGCGCUGGUGGGGACAUGGCUCACCGACCGUGCUGCCUGGCACCACGCGACGUUCUAGGGGAAGGACAGUGGACACAGCCGUCUGUCCUGAAAUUACUGCCGCACACCUAAAAAUCAUACGCUAGACACAAUGGAGAGGCCUUCCUUGGAAAUUAACCUGCCCGAUACUCAUGAAGAAGGAAAACUUUAUGUGGUUGAUUCUUUAAACAACCUAAACAAACUAAAUGUUUGUCCAGAUAUAUCCCAACGUGUGCUAGAUGAAGAAGAGAACACUGGUGGUACUGGAGAAAACACGGCAGGGAGCAACAUAAGAAACCAGUGUUUGUUCUUCGUCACCUUUAUUCUUACUUUGAUCAUCAGUUUGGCACUUGUUUCAUUCGUAAUAUUCUUAAUAAUUCAAACUAGAAACAAGAUGGACCAAAUAUCAAGCAGACUAAUAUCUGAAAAGAAGAACAUAGAAGAGCUUAGGAAAAUGAACAAUAUGAUAUUGAAGCAUCUAAAUCAAUCAGAAAUUAAGGAAAAGGGGAGAUACUUCUUCACACAGUCUCCCGAUCUUCAGGAUUACCUCUUUACCCAUGCUGAGCUGAAAGUCCCUGGAGAAUAGAUCUUCUUUGGAAUGAAAUUCAGCAUAUUCAUGUACUGAGAUAUAUUCACAUAUGGCACACAGGUUACUUAAACAUUCUGAUAUGGUCACAGGAGCAUUGGAAAAGCCAGCUGAAUGAAAAAUAUUAGAAAAUAAUGUUUUAUGUGAAUAUAGAUUUUGAAAACUAAGCCCAUAUGAUUUACAAUAAACAAUGGACUGUCAACAAUUUUUGGCAAGAGUUCCAGAUUCUCUGUGCAUUGUAAAUUGCAGGGCUAAGGGCUUAGUUUUACUUUAAAUGUAAGUGAAUGAUCACAGAAAAUAGUGAUUUCUAUUCACAUGAUUCCAGCAU
This is a messenger RNA of Haliaeetus leucocephalus (bald eagle), 1331 nucleotides long. It is a transcript of the gene LSMEM1, whose product is annotated as leucine-rich single-pass membrane protein 1. Lineage: Eukaryota; Metazoa; Chordata; Aves; Accipitriformes; Accipitridae. The record is from RefSeq and is a predicted model, not a curated record. The coding region runs from base 530 to 1003 and encodes 157 amino acids. The transcript is spliced from 6 exons.